GAAAUGGAAAAGUUGGGAGGGCUAGAAGCUUGAUAUAUGAGAUGGUGGAACCGAAUGAUGUCACGUUUAACAUUUUUAUAUCCGGGUAUUGCAAAGAGGAGAAUUUAGUUCAGGCUUUAGUGAUGCUGGAGAAGAGCUUUGCCAUGGAUUUUGUUCCUGAUAUUGUCUCCGUGACUAAGGUUGUGGAAGGUCUUUGCAAGGCCGGCCGUGUAACGGAGGCUGCUGAGGUUUUGGACAGAGUUGAGUGUAUGGGGGCUUCACUUGAUGUUGUGGCUUAUAACACCUUGAUAAAGGGGUUUUGUGGAGUAGGAAAAGUAAAAGUUGGGAUUCAUUUCCUGAAGCAAAUGGAGAGUAGAGGCUGUCUUGAGUGUCUUCCAAAUGUAGACACCUAUAACAUACUCAUAUCUGGUUUUUGUUAUUCUGGGAUGUUAGAUUUGGCCUUGGAUCUUUUUAAUGACAUGAAAACAGAUGGGAUCAAAUGGAACUUUGCUACAUUCGACACGAUAAUUAGAGGGUUGUGUUCAAAAGGAAGAAUCGAUGAAGGUUUUUCAAUUUUGGAGUUGAUGGAGGAAAGCAAAGAAGGCUCUAGAGGGCACAUUAGUCCUUAUAAUAGCAUAAUAUAUGGUCUAUUCAAGCAGAACCGUUUUGAUGAAGCAGUUGAAUUUCUAACAAACUUAGGAAAGAUGUUUCCAAGAGCUGUUGACAGAAGCAUGACGAUUUUCGAACAUUGUAAGCAGGGGAGUAUUGAGGAUGCAAAGAGGGUCUAUGAUCAGAUGAUUGAUGAAGGUGGAGUUCCAAGUAUUCUAGUUUAUGAUUGCCUAGUUCGCAGAUUAUCUGAAAACAGUUGCGUCCGAGAAGCAGUUGAGCUGAUGAAUGAAAUGAUUGCCAAUAACAGCUUUCCAGUUCCAUCUACAUUUAAUGCAAUCAUUGCAGGUUUUUGCAGACAAGAAAAAAUUGAAAGUGCAUUGAAGUUCAUGGAAGAUAUCACUGCAAGAGAGUGUGAAACCAAUGCAGAAACUUAUGGUCCUUUGAUUAAUGUUACAUGUAAGAAGGGUGAUCUUCAGAAAGCCUUGCAACUCUUCCUAGAAAUGUAACAUCAGGUGCAUCAAAUAUCUCAAGAGGGAGUACCUCAUCAAUACAUGGUUGUUUUAGUGAAGGUGACAUUAUUGAAUCAGAAAAUUCCUUGAAUUCAAUUUUAAUCCAAAAGGGAAUGAAUUGUUCAGUCACAGAGGUACUUAGAGAGAAUAUUUGCAGGUUUGUCUCUCUAUUUAUUAUAUCAACUUGUUCACCUGAUUAAAACUAAACUGUAUGAGAUUUAGGCAUAACACUUAAAAUUCCAAAACUAAAGAAUGUUUCCAUUAUGCAGAAAUUUAGUGCCAGUGUAACUCGAGAUUGUUUUCUUCCUGCCAAUAGGAAUCCUGAUUGGUUAACAUUCGUUGGUGAAGAUUCUUUUGUAACUUUCCAUGUCCCUCAAGUGAAUGGGCGGAAGUUAAAGACAAUGUUGUU
Molecule: messenger RNA, 1506 nt
Organism: Arachis ipaensis
Lineage: Eukaryota; Viridiplantae; Streptophyta; Magnoliopsida; Fabales; Fabaceae
Source: RefSeq, a predicted model, not a curated record